AUGACAAUGAACUACACGAGCUGGGUGAUUCAUGUGCAAGCGAUGAUGGAUGGUCAAGGCAUCUGGGAAGUAGUCGAGCCGGUGGCCAGUGCAUCCAUCAACAAGAAGAAGGACAAGAAGGCGAGGUCGCAUCUCUUUCAAGCACUCCUAGAGGACCUCCUGAUGCAGGUGGCGAGGAAGAAAACUGAAAAGGAGGAGGGAGAGACGUUAGACCAGUACACCAAAAAGCUCAACACCAUGUCUGUCGGGUAUGCCAGUCUGGUGGAGAUGCUGGACGACAUUGCAUUAGUCAAGCAGUUCUACAACCUCGACAACAUGCCAUUCGAGGAAAUUGUGGGGCGGCUAAAGGCUUUUGAAGAACGUGCUCGCCCACGUGCAUCUGACAGCAACAGUAAUAGCGACAGUCAGCUUCUGCUCACCCGGGCCGAGUGGCAGGUGUGGCAGAAGGACAGCGACGACUCCUCGUCAAGCAACAAGGGCAAAUACCACCCUCCUUCAGAUAGCAACCAUGGUCAGGGUGGUCGUGGUUGCGGCAGAGGUGGUCACGGUGGUACGUCGCGUGAUGACAAGGAGAGCGACUUGGGCGGUGGUCGCCGCAAUAAGAGUCACAUCAAGUGCUACAAUUGCUACAAGAUGGGGGACUACGUGAAUGAAUGCAAAGGAACCAAAGAAGAAGGAGGAAAAGAAAGGCGAGACACACCUCACACGUACUGA
Messenger RNA from Phragmites australis (common reed), 714 nucleotides. RefSeq lists its product as uncharacterized. The transcript has 2 exons. Lineage: Eukaryota; Viridiplantae; Streptophyta; Magnoliopsida; Poales; Poaceae. The record is from RefSeq and is a predicted model, not a curated record. Bases 1 to 714 code for a protein of 237 amino acids.